UUAAUUGAAAGAGUACAAGCAGCUGAAGUAGCUGUUCAAGCAUUAAAUCGGCGUAAACAAGAAAAUGAAAAAAAAUUUCGCAAUCAAUCAUAUUAUUAUAACUUUGAAAGAUUUGUUGCUAUUCUGAGAGAAAUUAAAGGAUUUAUUCAAGAUGUAACUCAUUUAUCUGGUUACAGAAAAUUUAUUUCAAGCGUUCAUAUUAAAGAGAGAUUUCAACAAUUAAUUACAGAUUUUGAUAGUGUUGUAGCGGAUUUACAACUGGCAAUGGUAAUUGCUAAUGAGGAGGAAAGACAGUCGGAUAUCGCUAUGUUACAAGAAGAUAUUGACGAAAUGACCAAAUUUUUAGAAAAAAUUGAAGGUGGCGUAACAACUAUUGAUAAAAAGAUUAGUAAUGUUCUCGAACACAUCUUAACUUUAAAAGGCAAAUCAUCCGAAAAAGAUUUCAACCCUAUUAUCAAUAGAAUUGAUUCAAAUGAGUUAAAAGAACCUGUUGGUGGUAGUCAAGUUCUAUCAUCACGUAACAAGCAUAAGAUACAUAAAAAACUUUAUAGAGGCCAGGAUGUAGCAUGUAAACUUAUUGCCGAGGAACAAAAUAAAUCUGAUAAAUCUGAAAAAUUAACGGAAACAGUUCCACCAAUUUCAAAUAGGGUUCAUGCUGAAUUGGCAAUUUUGAGUAAUUUAGGGAAAUGCGAUUACAUUAUUAAUUUUCAUGGAUUAUGUGAAAAGGAUGGAAGUGUUUUGGGUGUUUUUGGAUGGGCAGAGAAUGGAAAUUUGAGAGAACUAUAUGGGAGAUAUGAAAUUGAAUGGCCUCGAAAAUUAAAAAUUGCAUUAAACAUUUGUCGUGGGAUUACUUUUCUUCAUGGAUGUCAAAUUUUACAUCAUGAUAUUAGAUGUGAAAAUAUAUUGAUAACCGAAAAUCUGGAACCAAAAAUUUCGAAUUUCAAGUAUAGUCGUGCUUUACAAGCAAAUACUACCAACAUUGGGAAUUUUACACAAAUCGUUCGUUGGUUAGCACCUGAGAAAAUGAAUUCAAAGAAAAUACAGACAGAAAUUGCAGCCGCUGUUUCAGCAGCACAACAGGCACCGAAUAAAGAUGAAGGUAAGAAAGAUAGGAAAGAUGAUGAUUAUGUUCCAUAUACCAUACAAUGUGAGAUAUUUAGUUUUGGAAUGUUACUUUGGGAAUUAGCUUUUCAAAGAUUUCCAUACAAAGAUAUGGAAAUUUCUGAAAUUCAAAAACAUGUAUUAAAUGGUAAAAGAGAACAUUUAAAUUUUCCUUUAAGUUCAUUUGGAGUUGAGAAAGAAUAUGGCAACAUUAUUAAAGCUGCCUGGCAAUCGGAUCCAUCUCUUCGUCCAGAAUUAAGUUAUUUAUUCAAUGAUCUCGAAAAUUUGAGUUCUCCUUUACUUUCAGAUCGUUCACCUAGAGGAUUAAAUCCGAGAAGAAGCGAAAUGGAAGUAACACCUAUUGAAUUGCCACCAGGAGAUACAGAUGAUUUCGAUUUAGACCAAAUAGAUUUUAUUUUGCCAAUGAUGAAACUUGAAGAUGGAAUAUCAGCUCAUAAGAUUGGAGACAGAAAAAAAGCUUUUGAUUGUUUUGAAAAACAUGCUGAAAUAAAUAAUAAAGUUGCAAAAUAUUGGCUUGGUUAUUAUUAUUGGGAAGGUUAUGUAGUUGAUAAAAAUUUAGGUAAAGCAGUUGAGUUAUUUAGAGAAGCUGCUGAUAAAGGGGUUCCUGAUGCCCAAUUAAGAUAUGCGUUUGCUUUAUCAGAUAAAAAUAGUCCACUUAAAUUUAAUUUAGAAGAUUUUGUGAAAUACUUAACUAUGGCGGCUGAUAAUGGAAAUACUGCAGCUCAAUUUAAUUUGGGUGAUUUAUAUUUCAAUGGAAAAUUGGGUAUUUCAAAGGAUGAAGAGAAAGGUUUAAGUUAUUUAAAAUUGGCAGCUAUUAAGGGUCAACCAAAAGCUCGUGCUAUGUUAGAUAAGUUAAAAAUCAAUUACUUCGUUUAAGAUUUGAUUUUAAUUUAAGCAAUAAGUUUUCUAUAAUUUAUUUACACAUAAAUAAAAUAUCAUGUUUUUUUUAAAAAAAAAUAAUA
This is a messenger RNA of Rhizophagus irregularis DAOM 181602=DAOM 197198, 2084 nucleotides long. RefSeq lists its product as uncharacterized. The record is from RefSeq and is a predicted model, not a curated record. Gene Ontology annotation, biological process: cell surface receptor signaling pathway; protein phosphorylation. Gene Ontology annotation, molecular function: protein kinase activity; protein binding; ATP binding. Gene Ontology annotation, cellular component: cytoplasm. NCBI's taxonomy places the organism in Eukaryota, Fungi, Glomeromycota, Glomeromycetes, Glomerales, Glomeraceae.